This is a messenger RNA of Vigna unguiculata (cowpea), 887 nucleotides long. RefSeq names its product glycine-rich RNA-binding protein 4, mitochondrial-like. Lineage: Eukaryota; Viridiplantae; Streptophyta; Magnoliopsida; Fabales; Fabaceae. Gene Ontology annotation, molecular function: RNA binding. The record is from RefSeq and is a predicted model, not a curated record.
UGAAAGUGAAGGAAGAAAAAGAAAAGAAAUGAAAUGAAAGUAGAGUAAUAGAAGCGGUUGUAGUUUUUAAAAAGUAGAGUUAGAUGCAGAGGAUUGAUUCUGGACUGUACUACCCUUCACUCAGUUUAUAAAGAAGGAGAUAUUUUCAUAGCCACCACUCUGAUAUUUCAUCUUAAACCCUAGCCAGCCGCAUUGCUCUUCCCUCUUCCAUUCGGAACUCAGGCAACAAUCAUAAUGGCCUUCUGUAAUAGGGUUGGAAAUGUCUUGAGGCAGGGUGCUGCUGGCAGCACACAAGCACCUGUUGCAUCCAUGCUUAAUUAUAUUCGCUGCAUGUCUUCAAGCAAGCUUUUCAUUGGAGGCCUUUCGUACGGAGUUGAUGACCAGUCUCUUAGGGACGCAUUUGCUAGUUUUGGAGACGUGGUUGAGGCAAGGGUUAUAACUGAUAGAGACACUGGUAGAUCGAGGGGAUUUGGAUUUGUCAACUUCUCCAGUGAUGAGUCUGCAAGUUCGGCACUGUCUGCAAUGGACGGGCAGGAUCUAAAUGGGCGAAGCAUCAGGGUAUCUUACGCAAAUGAUAAACCUUCUGGACCUCGAUCUGGCGGCGGUGGUGGUUAUGGCGGUGGUGGUUAUGCUUCUCGUAACGGCGGUGGAGGUGGAGGUGGUUAUGGUGGUGGCGGUGGCGGUUGGUGAUCCAAUUUUUUUUUUCUGGGGAUCGUGCUUAGUUUUGAGAUUUAAUGUUUAUGCCAAGAACUUCGAUUUAGCUAGUAUAAUCAGUGGAAUGCCGUGUUUUCUUCGGUAACAUUUCUUAUUAGUUUCGUUAUUCUAACUACCUUUAUGUGAUGUCUGUUUCGAUCAAUCAAGGGGUUGGAUUUCUCAUUAGUUUUCAA